Molecule: messenger RNA, 1996 nt
Organism: Trematomus bernacchii (emerald rockcod)
Lineage: Eukaryota; Metazoa; Chordata; Actinopteri; Perciformes; Nototheniidae
Gene: gabrzb
Product: gamma-aminobutyric acid receptor subunit pi
Exons: 10
Coding region: 185-1567 (460 amino acids)
Biological process (GO): monoatomic ion transmembrane transport; regulation of membrane potential; signal transduction
Cellular component (GO): synapse; membrane; neuron projection
Molecular function (GO): GABA-A receptor activity; extracellular ligand-gated monoatomic ion channel activity; neurotransmitter receptor activity
Source: RefSeq, a predicted model, not a curated record
CGGAUCAGCAGGUGCUGUCUUUGGACCUGGAUGGAAGUCAAGGUUGCAUCCACGGCGAUCUGAGGGGACAUUCUUACAGCACGGACUCUUAAUUCCAGGAUGAGCUGUCAUUUAUGACAUGCUCACCACGGCGUUCGAUAAUAACAGAUAAACUCCACCUGGCGUCUGGACUCUUCUUGCAGCAAUGACUCCGUAUGUAUCCGGAGGGACCGUGUUCACCAUCCUGCUCAUCUGCAGGUUGUUAGAGAGCUCGAUGCUCAACGCAGAAAUGAAGGAAGGAGAGAUUCUGCCUCCCACCAUUCAUAAGCUGAUGAAAGGAUACAACAAGUACCUCAGGCCCUUCUUUGACAAUGGUCCUGUAACAGUGGGUAUGAGCCUGGACAUCGCCAGCAUUGACACCAUCUCAGAGAUCAACAUGGACUAUACCGCUACCAUCUUUCUCCGCCAGCGCUGGACCGACGAGCGCUUGGUGUUUGAAGGCAACAAGAGCCUGAGCCUGGAUGGGCGGCUGGUGGAGCUCCUCUGGGUCCCCGACACCUUCAUCGUGGACUCCAAGAAGUCCUUCCUCCAUGACAUCACCGUGGAGAACAGGCUGAUACGCAUCUUCCCCAACGGGACCGUCCUUUAUGCUCUGAGGAUCACCACCACCGUGGCCUGCAACAUGGAUCUGACCAAGUAUCCCAUGGACAAACAGACCUGCACGCUACAACUGGAGAGCUGGGGUUACAACAUCAAUGAUAUCAUGUUCUACUGGACCAGAGGAAACGAGUCUGUCAGCGGAUUGGACACCCUACAGCUGGCCCAGUACACCGUAGAGGAUCACUACACUUCUGUCUCAGAGGCCGUCUAUGAAACUGGCAACUACCCGAGGCUGGUGUUCCACUUUGAGCUGAAGAGGAGCAUUCUGUACUUCAUCCUGGAGACCUACGUCCCCUCCAGCCUGCUUGUUGUCCUCUCAUGGGUUUCCUUCUGGAUCUCCCUGUCCUCUGUUCCAGCACGCAUUUGUAUAGGUGUGACCACGGUCCUGACCAUGACCACUCUGAUGAUGGGAGCCCGGACGUCACUGCCCAAUGCCAACUGCUUCAUCAAGGCCAUCGAUGUUUACCUGGGAAUCUGCUUCAGCUUCAUCUUCGGAGCUCUCAUCGAGUACGCCGUGGCGCACUUCUGCAGCCUCAGUCACAUGGACUCACACAUCUUCAUGCAUUACGGCCACCACAUGCACGACCUGGACGACGAAAUGAACGGCAUCAUCACCACCAUCUCCAACCACAACAGGGCCAAGAGACGCAAGGAGGCUGCCGCGACUCAGACCCCGGCUCCCGCCUCCCUAGAACUCAUUGUUAGCCCGUCCAGCCCCUCGGGCAGCGAGCCGAAGCCCGAGGCGCCCCCCCCGGAGCCCACCCACUGGUGCUUCACUGCUCUGGCCACGGUCCGCAAAGUGCUCCGCUCCUUUACAUGCUGUACCGUGGAGAACCCCCACCACAUAGACAACUACUCCAGAGUCACCUUCCCCCUCUCUUUUGUCAUGGUUAACCUGCUCUACUGGACAUAUUAUCUGUACUUUUAGCAUCAGCUCGAGUGCAGCCCGUUUCCCAGAGAGAGUGUUUGUAAACAAGAAGUGUAUUUUACUGUAUGUAUAUGUACAGUAAGCGUCAUUUAGGUGUGUUUUGAGAUGAGUGUGUAUUAUUUCUGCAUUUGGAUUCAUGAGCGAAGUGGAAUUCUCACAUAGAUUUUCUGGGAAAUGCUUAUGAUUACAGCUCCAUUUUUAAAUAUGAAUGUGAACUCGGAUCGAGCCAUUGCUUUAAAUGUAAUGCGGCUGGUGUUGGUUACAAAUAGGAUCAUUUAACACUGACAGGGUAAGAUUUAAUCAAUGCUGAUAUGCGUUGAGAGGAAAAUUGCUUGCAAUGGAAAACAUGGCAGUCUACAUCUUUUUUUUCUGUAGUAUGAUUUAUUUUACGCAAAUCUCCGUGCAGGUAGUUACUGUCAGACAUGGAGA